Rosa rugosa (rugosa rose) is the source of this 1073-nucleotide messenger RNA. RefSeq names its product DNA-directed RNA polymerase II subunit RPB7. The coding region runs from base 229 to 759 and encodes 176 amino acids. Gene Ontology annotation, cellular component: P-body; RNA polymerase II, core complex. Gene Ontology annotation, molecular function: single-stranded RNA binding; single-stranded DNA binding; translation initiation factor binding. NCBI's taxonomy places the organism in Eukaryota, Viridiplantae, Streptophyta, Magnoliopsida, Rosales, Rosaceae. The record is from RefSeq and is a predicted model, not a curated record. The transcript is spliced from 2 exons. Gene Ontology annotation, biological process: transcription initiation at RNA polymerase II promoter; positive regulation of nuclear-transcribed mRNA poly(A) tail shortening; positive regulation of translational initiation.
GUCCUUCCUCAUUCAACCACACCUGCCGCCCUGGUCGAUCUGCCCUUGCCAACCACCCCCGGUGAUUCUCGCCGACGCCCACCCGCGUCGCUCCGCUGCUCCGAUACACGCGCCGUCGACCUGUUCAUAUAGGGACACCAAAUCCCUAAACCAGUAUUCUCCUCUCAUAAACCUUGUUUCCACCAGUUUGGGUGCGCUUCAGAAUUUCUACCAAAAAAAAAGAAGAAAAUGUUUUUCCAUAUAGUCUUGGAGAGGAACAUGCAGCUUCACCCUCGUCACUUUGGCCGCAAUCUCCGGGAGAAUCUCGUAGCCAAGCUCAUGAAAGAUGUUGAAGGGACUUGCAGUGGCCAACAUGGGUUUGUGGUUGCCAUUACGGGGAUUGAGAACAUCGGAAAAGGGCUGAUUCGUGAUGGCACAGGGUUUGUUUCAUUUCCAGUCAAGUAUCAGUGUGUUGUUUUCAGACCAUUUAAAGGAGAGAUCUUGGAAGCCGUGGUUACAAUGGUGAACAAGAUGGGCUUUUUUGCUGAGGCUGGUCCGGUUCAAAUCUUUGUUUCAAACCAUUUGAUACCGGAUGAUAUGGAGUUUCAGUCUGGUGAUAUGCCAAACUAUACAACAUCAGACGGAUCUGUUAAGAUUCAGAAAGAUAGCGAAGUUCGGUUGAAGAUAAUUGGAACCCGAGUGGAUGCAACAGAAAUUUUCUGCAUUGGUACUAUCAAAGAUGAUUUCUUGGGUGUCAUAAACGAUCCUGCGAGUGUUUAGGAAAUGCAAAACCCAGGGUUAACAAAAGGGAGGAGUCAUUGAGUCACUAUGUCCAGGUUCAAACACCAUGUAAACCUUGUGGGAUCUAGUAUUUAUAGACAUGCAAAUGUAAUGUCAGCCAAGUAAAGUUUGAUCUGUGGAAAACAACAAAAACUGUGAACCUUCUUGGUAUUUGGAUUUGGCUUUUGUAUGCUGUAUUUUCUGACAAUUUGAGUGAUCUUAUAUGUUCAGUUUUUUUCUAUGUAGUGAUUGAUCACCAUGAGGAACUUAUUAAGAGUGAGAGUUAGCAAGCCAAUGUAUUGACAUUAAGUCCA